This is a messenger RNA of Talpa occidentalis (Iberian mole), 3330 nucleotides long. It is a transcript of the gene MAT1A, whose product is annotated as methionine adenosyltransferase 1A. The transcript has 9 exons. The record is from RefSeq and is a predicted model, not a curated record. NCBI's taxonomy places the organism in Eukaryota, Metazoa, Chordata, Mammalia, Eulipotyphla, Talpidae. Gene Ontology annotation, molecular function: methionine adenosyltransferase activity; ATP binding. Bases 203 to 1393 code for a protein of 396 amino acids. Gene Ontology annotation, cellular component: cytosol. Gene Ontology annotation, biological process: S-adenosylmethionine biosynthetic process.
CUGAGCAGUCAGAGGGAGUGACACAUCUGUACUCAGUCCCUCCCUUCUCACCCAUCCUCACCUCACCCUCACGUGCUUGCAGGGAGUUAGGCAGAAGUGACCUCCGUGCUGCUGCCAAAGAGAAGCCUGUUGGGUUUGAAGGGGGAAAAAACUCAGCGAAGUCACAGCAUUAAAAUUACCUUGAAGAAGCUGAGUGGAAAAGAUGAAUGGGCCGGUGGAUGGCUUGUAUGACCGUUCUCUAAGUGAAGAAGGAGCCUUCAUGUUCACAUCGGAGUCUGUUGGAGAGGGACACCCAGAUAAGAUCUGCGACCAAAUCAGUGAUGCGGUGCUGGACGCCCAUCUCAAGCAGGACCCCAAUGCCAAGGUGGCCUGUGAGACGGUGUGCAAGACGGGCAUGGUGCUGCUGUGCGGGGAGAUCACCUCCACGGCCAUGGUGGACUACCAGCGGGUGGUGAGAGAUGCCAUCAAGCACAUCGGCUAUGACGACUCUGCCAAGGGCUUUGACUUCAAGACCUGCAAUGUACUGGUGGCGUUGGAGCAGCAAUCCCCGGACAUUGCCCAGUGUGUCCACCUAGACAGAAACGAAGAGGAUGUGGGUGCUGGAGACCAGGGUUUGAUGUUCGGCUAUGCCACCGAUGAGACAGAAGAGUGCAUGCCCCUAACCAUCAUCCUCGCUCACAAACUCAAUGCCCGGAUGGCAGAGCUGAGACGGUCGGGGGUCCUCCCCUGGCUAAGGCCUGACUCAAAGACUCAGGUGACAGUCCAGUACACACAGAACAAUGGCGCAGUCAUCCCCGUGCGCAUCCACACCAUCGUCAUCUCCGUGCAGCAUGACGAGGACAUAUCGCUGGAAGACAUGCGCAAGGCACUGAAGGAGCAGGUGAUUCGAGCCGUGGUGCCAGCCAAGUACCUGGAUGAAAAGACCAUUUACCACCUGCAGCCCAGCGGGCGAUUUGUCAUCGGCGGUCCCCAGGGGGACGCGGGCGUCACUGGCCGUAAGAUUAUUGUGGACACCUAUGGUGGCUGGGGAGCGCACGGAGGUGGUGCCUUCUCCGGGAAGGACUACACCAAGGUGGACCGCUCCGCAGCGUAUGCUGCCCGCUGGGUGGCCAAGUCCCUGGUGAAAGCAGGGCUCUGCCGGAGAGUGCUGGUGCAGGUUUCCUAUGCUAUUGGUGUGGCUGAGCCCCUGUCCAUUUCCCUCUUCACCUACGGAACCUCUAAGAAGACAGAGAGGGAGCUGCUAGAUGUGGUGAAUAAGAACUUCGACCUUCGGCCUGGUGUCAUUGUGAGGGAUCUGGACUUGAAGAGGCCCAUCUACCAGAAGACGGCGUGCUAUGGCCAUUUUGGAAGAAACGAGUUCCCGUGGGAAGUUCCCAAGAAGCUUGUGUUCUAGAGCUGGUGGGAGCUGGGCCAGCCAUGCCCUGGAGGCAGCUGGGUGGCCACCCUCCUCUUCUCCAGGAUCCCAACUCUCAGAUCUCCCCAACCCUGGAGGCUGACUGCCCUCGGGGAGUGCCUCCCCUCACUCUACCCACACCCCCUCCAGUCCUGUCUUCACCUAGUGGGGCAGGAGACAGAGGUCUCUGUGGUGCUAGGGGUCAGCAGGCCUCCUGAGGAUGGUCAUGAUGUUCCCCGCCCCCUCCCUCAGACCAAGGUGAUGUUAAUUUUGUGAAAAAUCCCCCCUUUCUGUCAAGAGUAAAUCCCCUCAGUCACCUCCCCCCUCAGCCUGGACCCUGACCAAUUCCUCUCUCCCUCCCCACCCCCAGAGUGCUUCUCCCUGGUCUCAGGGCUCCCUCUGGGCCCGCCCUUCACACCUGCACCCUGAGCCAGGCCUUUGCUCCCAGGCCAGCAUCUGACAGCGGCAAGAUCAUCGACAACGUGCAAGGCCCUGAGCUAAUUCCUGAUCCCAUUUCUUUUUCACUGCAGUGUGAUGAGGUAGCACCUCUUCUUAUCCCCACUUAUAAAUGGGGAGCUGAGGCUUGGACUACUGAGAUAUCUUUCGCAAGUUCCCACAGUCACACGUGUCAGGAUCUAGACAUGAGUCCAGGAGCUUGCACUCAUGAAGCUGUACCCCUCUUCUCAUGCCAGAAACAAACCUGAGCAAAGACAAAGCAGAUUGUGGCCUGUCCCGCAGACCUGAGGUUGCUGGGAAUUAGGGGAUUAACCCACUGGCUUGAGUUGGACCCUGGUGACCUUGAGCUGCAUGAUCAGGACAGUUCCAGAAGGCUCUUUUAUUUCAGAAGACCGUUGGGCUGGGCUGGUGUUUGGAAUUGAGAAGCAAUCACAUGACCCCAGCCCAUGAGCACGCAGGGCUUUGGUUUGGGGAACUCUGGGGUGAGUGGUUCAAAUCCAAAUCCAGUCCAGUUCUGGCUGGGCUUCCUGGAGAAGAAGCAGCUUGCCCUAACACAGGUGGCCAGUCCUCAAAACAAGGGACAUGUGCCCUUCAAGUCUUUCUCACCUUGUCCCUCUUGUGUCUCCCUGCAGUCUGAAUGCUGUUGGAAUAAUUGGGUAAACCCCUCAAUGCUCCUUUCAGAGAGGCCAUCCUCAGGCCUGACUAUUUAAUGUUAGAUAGUGACCCCAGUGGCAGGGCUUGAGUCCUGGUGGUGGGCAAGUUGACUGAGAUGUCAUAAGCAGAUGCUGCUUGGCAAAGCCACUUGGAGGCUCAUGGGGGAGAGGGGACGUGCAGAUCUAUUCCCAGGGGACCCGAAUGGUCCUUGCUUGGCACGCUAGUCUCUUGGAAACUGCAUCUUCACCUACUUUCUUUCUAUGACUGACAUGAGCUACCCCACCUGUCCUCAGCCUGGGCCGCUCACACAGCAUCUUUGCCUUCUCCCAGCUCCCUGGAUCUCAGGUUCAGGUAGGGGCUUCAAUGCACCCCAGGAAAACAGUGGGGGUUGCUCUUCUUCCCAGGGCAAAGGAUGCUAGUUCUGGCUGUGCCUAGGAGUUCAGGAAGUCUUGUCCGGGCAACAGUCAGCCUGCAUCUGGGCCCUAGGCCUGGAACAGAAAGAACCUAGGCUUUCUCUAUCAGGGGAAGGGCAGCUCCUCAGGGAGAGAAGGAGCCCACAUUCUCAUACAUAUGUGAUUUGGAAGCUUUGGUUUCUCCACGGGAUUCCCAGUUAGCCUGAAUGUCUCAGGGUCCUUUCAAGAGAGGGAGCCACAGAUUUGUAGGUGGCUGAGUUCCUCUAACUUGGGCCAUGUUUGAAAAGAAAAUUCAGAAUUUUAUAUUUUACCCACCCCCUGGACAUACAAGAUCAUUCUGGAUCAGUGUUGUUUAUAUGGAACUAGACCUUUGUUAAUAGUUUCUGCUAGGACCAUAAAUAAAAACUCACAGAA